AGUUAUCGUGUUGCAAUGUAAUCAUCCUCAAUUAUGCCUUGGGCGACGGUAGUUGAUCUCACGGGGUCGGACGACGACGAGGAGCCAAAGCAUGUGUCUUCAACGCUAGGUAGGGCGCAGCAGACCGGCUCUGCAUCAGUGCUUGCGGCCGCUCUGACGCGCGCUGGUAGAGAGACGUUUUCAGGAACGUCGGCGGGUGAGCGCUCUCCCGUGGGUGGGUCCUCGUUACUUGCUCGCACCCCACAGAACCACUGGUCUAGGCAACAAUGUUUGUCUGCAUUUGGAACCGGACUAGUCUCAAGGCUCCACUACCACAAUCCUCUUUUUUACUCGCCGCUGACUCUAUCUGUUGCAUCUCCGUCUACGUUUAAGAUUACCUGUGAGUCUACACUACCGCCAGCGUGUGUAACAAUUGCGCGGUCGACACCUGGUGCGGUACUUAAGGAUAACCAGUGGGAAUUACCAUUGUCGCAGCAUGUAAACUUUUGUGUCGCAAUGCAGAAUGAGCGAAUCGUGUGCGAGCGAAUACCGCAGCGUGUAUUAGCAUCACUUGCGACAGCACAGCUAGAUAUUCCCCGGUCGAUAUGGAAUGCUCUAGCGCCUUUUCAGAAGUAUGGUGUCUCGUGGAUUGUGCGGAAUAAUGGCCGUGCACUCCUCGCUGAUGAGCCGGGUCUCGGAAAGACCAUUCAAGCGAUCGGUGCUGCGUGUGCGUAUUACCAUGAAUGGCCGGUGCUCGUUGUGUCACCCUCGUCAGCAAGAUUUCACUGGGAGGCUGAGUUUCUCCAGUGGUUACCAGAUGAGGAUUACUUACCUCGCGAUGGCAUACUUGUCAUCACAUCAGAACGCAUAGCAGCGACAACGGCCGUCGAUCGUGCGAAAAUACUUGUAACCUCGUAUGAUCUUGUGCAUCGCGAAGCUGUUAGAAAGACGCUGACUCGUGUUGCACCGAAUGUGAUCAUUUGUGACGAGUGCCAUUAUCUUAAAAAUGGGAAGGCACAGCGAACUAAGGCACUCCUUCCAAUCAUUAAAGCAUCACGAAGGGCCAUCUUAUUGAGUGGCACGCCUGCGCUGAGCCGGCCAAUGGAAGUGUUUUGGCAGCUCCAUGCGCUUGAUGACAAGCAGUGGACGGACCCGGCCGACUUCAACAAACGGUACUGCAGCGGCCGCAGGAAAAAAGACGAUCCAAAAGACACCAACGAAGAUGGUGAGAAGAAGAAAGAGUAUUCAGCAGCUUCCAAUCUAGAAGAGCUUCACACUCUACUCCGUGCGACUCUCAUGCUACGCCGCAACAAAGCCUCAAUCCUGACACAACUCCCACCAAAACGGCGGGUACAGCGCAAAGUGUCGAUUGAUGAUGUCUCUUUGGCACUCGAAUUGCGGUCCGACUUAGAGGAGUUUCGUGCGAGAGCAUCUGAGCUCGCUGAGCUAUCCAAUAACCAAAAAAGGGCAAGGCGCAAGCGCAGUAAAAGGAGCUGGCUUGGAGUUAAAGAAGACACGCAUGUGACACUGUCAACUACGCUAUCGGGAUAUGCUACCAUUGAGCGGGAGGAUCUCCAAUCUCCUGAAAUGGUUCGCAAAGAGAUGGCUGCGAAAAAGAAAGCCCUUCUUAUGGAACUCUUUCGGCGGUCAGGUCCCGCCAAGCUACCGGCAAUUGAACGUCGUAUUUCUGAUCUGCUCCACGGUGUGGACGAGGAAAGGUUUUCAGGAAAGAUGCUUGUCUUUGCGCACCAUCGCAAGGUUCUCGACACUCUUGCUAAUGGUAUCCUCCGCGAUAUCAAGUACAUUCGUAUUGAUGGCACUACACCAGCCAAGGACCGCCAAUCACGAGUCACCACAUUCCAAAAUGAUGCCAAGGUUCGCGUUGCCCUCCUUGGCAUCACCGCCGCUGGUAUUGCGCUCACACUGACUGCUGCUUCGCGUGUCAUAUUUACUGAGCUCUAUUGGACGCCAGCAGCUUUGCUUCAAGCUGAAGAUCGUGCACAUCGCAUUGGCCAAACAUCGGAGGUGGUUGUUGAGUACCUCCUGGCUGACGAUUGUGUCGAUGAGAUUCUCUGGCCCUUGAUUCAACACAAGAUGCUCAUGCUG
Molecule: messenger RNA, 2085 nt
Organism: Aureococcus anophagefferens
Lineage: Eukaryota; Pelagophyceae; Pelagomonadales; Pelagomonadaceae
Exons: 10
Biological process (GO): DNA repair; replication fork processing
Cellular component (GO): nuclear replication fork
Molecular function (GO): ATP binding; ATP-dependent chromatin remodeler activity
Source: RefSeq, a predicted model, not a curated record